This is a messenger RNA of Daucus carota subsp. sativus, 1392 nucleotides long. RefSeq names its product myb family transcription factor PHL7. Bases 216 to 878 code for a protein of 220 amino acids. The record is from RefSeq and is a predicted model, not a curated record. Gene Ontology annotation, molecular function: DNA-binding transcription factor activity; DNA binding. NCBI's taxonomy places the organism in Eukaryota, Viridiplantae, Streptophyta, Magnoliopsida, Apiales, Apiaceae. The transcript has 6 exons.
UUUAACUUCACCAGGUGAAGCAAACUAUGGUGAAUUUCGUGUCUGCUAGGUUCCACAUACAGUUUUUGGCAUCUCCAAAAUAUUGUUCUGCUCUAUUGCCUGAGUGACCUGCCUGUAGCUUCUAUAAAAUUUGGUGGAUGGCAGCUUAUUUAUCAUCUGUAUAGAUCUUGUACUGAUUUAUUUCUGGAUCCCCUAAGAGGGUUCGCAGUUUCAAUAUGGGUUCUAAUAGAUCUGGGGGCGUAGGAAAAGAGCGACUGAAAUGGACGCAAGAAAUGCACGAGCUUUUUGAGAAAGCAGUUGAUCAGCUCGGAGGUCCUGAUAGGGCGACACCAAAGGGUGUCUUGAAGGCUAUGGGAAUUCCUGGCCUAACAAUUUACCAUGUAAAGAGUCACUUACAGAAUUACAGGAUGGCAAAAUUUGUCCCAGAAACACCCAAUAAAAACAAGUUUAAGAGGAGUAACUCAGACAUAUUACCAAAUUUCAGUGCAACUGUUGGUGCUCAGCUUCAUGAAGCAUUACAGAUGCAGAUGGGAGUGCAGAGGCGACUGAGUGAUCAAAUUGAGGUACAAAGGAAUCUGAAGGUGAAAAUGGAGGCACAGGGGAGGUUCCUUGAGAGAAUUGCAGAAGAACAUAAAAGCAGGCCAAAUAUUAAUGGGAAGCCUAGAAAGUCUUCCUCUCCGGUCUCACUUCCAUGCCUUUGUAAGGAGUCAGAGUCUGAAUCUGAUUCAGACAUCCAAAAAUCUGACAUAAGAUCUGAUGAGAAGUUCCAAGGAUCAAAGCGGGCUCAUUUUGAUCAGGAAGAUGUUCUACUACGAAGACAUAAAAAUUUUGCUGCAGGAUAUUGCGCUCAACAAUGCAUGUUUGUGCCUAAAGGAUAAAGAACACCAUGCGAGUCUUCUUAAAUUGGCUUCCUGCGGAUUCCUGCUGAGUUGACUGUCAGUGACAUCUAAUUUCAUUAUGUCCUCCAUUUUGUCGAUACAAGGUUGCAGCUCUGCAGUGAGAGCAGUUUGGAGAAGGAUAAUUUUUUGUACCUCUUGGCUCUUGAUCAUAUAUUAAAUAAGAUCUACCUGACUUGAUAAUUAUUAUUUGUGCUUGCUUGUAAUUAGCACAUUAGUUAACUAGUUAUCAAUCCUCUAGAAUUUCUGUCCUUCAUCGGCUCCUUAGUACAUAUCAAUUGCUACAAAUACCUAAUGCAUCUCUGCAAACAAGGUCCCUGCCAUGGAGGGGUUACUAGCCACCUGAAUUGCAUAAAUAGGUUUGAGUGUUGAUUCACUUGACAAUACUUUAAUGAGUAGCUUUGGUAAUUGGUAGAAGAAUUGUGCUGCAUAUGUUACUGUUCCAUACUGUAUUUUUCUCUCUAUUCCAACAUCUACCCUUGUUGUAAUGUUCUCA